GACUUGUUUCUCAAAGAAAACGUGAAUAUCCGAUGGGAAGAACCAUUUUAAAGUUUAGCAUUGGUGAUACUGAAACGGAUGAUCACAUAAAUAACGACCUGAAAAGUAAUGAAGAACCGGACUCCUUUAGUGGUUUAGAACAGACUGAUUAUUGUGUUUCUGAGGCUCUUGUACGGCAAUAUUUUAUAGAAAAGGGAGUUGUCUUACCAUUUUCUCAAGAACUCAUAAAAAUUAACUCCUUUAUCUCAGAUAGAUCAGAAGUAAAGUAUUGUGAGUGGUAAUUGUAGUAAAUAGUGAAGAGUCAACUUUUUAAAACAGAACAUUGUCUUUUUAAAAAAGACUAGCUUGGUUCACAAUUUACAUCCUUAAUUGUUCGAUUUUUAUUUUCCAUCUAUUUAGUUUUUUUUGAAUACAUAUAUUGCACACAAUAAUCUUUUAUUAUGACUCAUCCAAUGCGAUACCAAACUGGCGAGAGGCGAAUUAUUGGGAUAAUUGGCGAUGAGGACACUGUCACUGGUUUUAUUCUUGCUGGAGUUGGUGAUAACCGCCUAGCAAUUGCACAGGGAAGCUAUAGAACUAGCGAAAGCGAUUUGAAGCCGAAUUAUUUAGUAGUAUGUCCGUCAACUCCUCUAUCGGACAUUGAGUCAGCUUUUAAUUCGAUGUGUACACGGGGAGAUAUUGGUAUAAUAAUUAUUACACAGAAUAUCGCUAACGAUAUUCGGCACCUGAUUAAAGAGCACACUGCAGUUAUUCCUAGCAUUGUAGAGAUUCCAAGCAAAGACCAAAAAUACGAUCCUGAAAAGGAUCUUGUUCUUGAAAAAAUUAACCGCGCACUUGGGAUUCGAUAGUUCCGUUACCAAAUUGAUUUGCUACAAAUAUCCAUAUUUCACGAUGUUGAUUUGAAUAUAAUUCAUAGUUGAGGGGCUAAUAUGUUCUUUCAUCUUCUUGUA
This is a messenger RNA of Phytomonas sp. Hart1, 950 nucleotides long. The record is from the annotation of a GenBank genome assembly. Lineage: Eukaryota; Euglenozoa; Kinetoplastea; Trypanosomatida; Trypanosomatidae.